UUCAUCAUGAUGAAGAAAAAGAAAUUUAAGUUCAAAGUGGAUUUUGAACUGGACGAACUCUCAUCUGUUCCCUUUGUCAAUGGCGUUCUCUUUUGCAAAGUCCGACUGCUUGACGGCGGGUUUUCAGAAGAAUCGUCUCGAGAGACGGUCCAGGCUAACUGUGUGCGUUGGAAGAAGAGGUUUUCCUUCCCCUGUAAGAUAAGCGCUAGUGCGGGCACUGGCGUUCUCGACCCCUGCAUAUGCAGAGUUUCCGUACGCAAGGAACUGAAAGGGGGCAAGACUUACGCAAAGCUGGGCUUUGCUGAUCUGAACUUGGCUGAGUUUGCAGGCUCGGGAAGCGUCACACGCAGGUGUCUUCUGGAGGGCUAUGACACCAAAAACACCCGACAGGACAACUCCAUCCUCAAGGUGAUCAUCAGCACACACCUGAUGUCUGGAGAUCCGUGUUUUAAAACGCCUCCAUCCACAGCCACAGUCAUCGGGAUACAGGGGGAGGCGGAGACUCUGCUGGAGGACAGGAGGGGCGGAGACUCACAGAAAGCUUUCCUGGGCAUCUCAGAAACCCCGGGGAAGUGCGCCUCCCUCCCGGAGGAGCUGGGAGUCUUCGGACACUCCCGGACCUCCAGCCAUGCUAGUCAGCAGUCAAAAGUAUCAGGUUACAGCACUGGGCACUCCCGCUCGUCCAGUCUGUCUGAGUUCACCCACCGGAGAAACACCUCCGUGGGCAGUGCCUCCACAGGCAUCGCCAGUAUCCCUGAGCCCAGUGAGGAGGGGGAGUCCAGGGCGGUGCCGCCCAGUGGCCCAGGGGCCUGCGCCUCCCUGCAGGAGCGCCCCUCGACUCCAGACAGAGCCUCCAGCAGGCACCCAGUGAAGCAGGACUCGAUGGAGUCUCAGCUGAAGAGGAUGGAUGCCACGCGGGUGGAUGCAGACGACGUGGUGGAGAAGAUCCUCCAAAGCCAAGACUUCACCCCCAGUCUGCUCGACUCCAGCGCUGAAGAGGAGGGCCUUCGUCUGUUUGUGGGUCCUGGUGGAAGCACAGCGCUGGGCAGUCACCACUUACCUGCCAGGGUUGGGGCCGGCGCGUAUGAGCAGGUGGUGAUAAAACGUUAGUUCCUGAGGAUGCCAGGCAGAGAGGUGGCACCAACCGAAGCGUGGGUGGACGGGCCGAGGAGAGG
This is a messenger RNA of Chanos chanos (milkfish), 1175 nucleotides long. RefSeq names its product family with sequence similarity 102 member Bb (gene eeig2b). The record is from RefSeq and is a predicted model, not a curated record. The coding region runs from base 7 to 1110 and encodes 367 amino acids. The transcript is spliced from 11 exons. NCBI's taxonomy places the organism in Eukaryota, Metazoa, Chordata, Actinopteri, Gonorynchiformes, Chanidae.